AUGACUACAAAAACCGCCCAAGCCCCGUCCCUGGCCGUCAUCUGCCUCGCCGGCGUGUCGACGGCCUCGCCCUUCACGCUCGAGGCCCCGGACGGUGGCCACACGCUGACCUUCAGUGGCCAGCAGCAGUCCCGCUACACGAUCACGCUCGGUGACGACCCCGUCGCGGGUGAUGACGAUGUCGGCGGCUUCACGCUCCCGCGCACCGCGAUCCGCCUCGAUGGGACCGCGCCGCGCGGGAUCAGCUACGGCAUCCAGGCGGUGUUCGACACGUCCGGCGCGUUCGUGCUCGAGGAGGCGUCGAUCGGCUUCGAGCUGGGUACUCACUGGAGCCUGAGCGUCGGUGUCCUCGCGUUGCCGCUGCUCACGGAAGACGCGGUCUUCGACUACUACGGCCAGGCGGUCGACCAGAGCGCCGUGAACAUCGUCUUCGGGCAGGGGGAUAGCGACGGCAUCGUGCUGAGCCGCGAGGACGAGACGACGCGCCUCUCGCUCGCGUUCUCGGAUGGGCUGAACUCCACCUCGACGGACUUCAACGCGGACGCGGUCGAUUACGCGUUCACGGCGCGAUUCGAUCUCAUGGGCGGCCCAUCGGGAUGGGGAGAUUUCGACGAGUUCCCCUCGUUCCGAGGCUCGCCGGACGCCUGGCGGAUCGGCGGCGCGGGGCACUACGAGGAGGGCGACCCGGGCGGCGGCACACGGGAUGUCCUGCAGUGGACCGUGGACGCGCACCUCAAGGGCAACGGGUGGAACGUUUUCGCGGCGUACGUCGGGAGGCGCUCGGAUACACCCGGUGUCGGCGCGUUCACCGAUCACGGCGUCGUGGCGCAGUUCGGCGUGUUCGUGACGGACGAUAUCGAGCCGUUCUGCCGGUACGACGUGCUCCUGCCGGACGACGAUCGCGCGGGCAACGACGACCUGCACACGAUCACGUUCGGCGCAAACUGGUACAUCCACGGGCACGCGUUCAGGUGCACCGCCGACUGCGUCCACGUGCUCGACGGCACGACGGGCAACGACCUGUUCGCGGGCGGCGAUUCGACGAUCGGCGUCCUCGCGGACGACGGGGAGCAGACGGUCCUACGCGUGCAGAUGCAGCUGCUGUUUUAG
This is a messenger RNA of Symbiodinium necroappetens, 1110 nucleotides long. NCBI's taxonomy places the organism in Eukaryota, Dinophyceae, Suessiales, Symbiodiniaceae. The record is from the annotation of a GenBank genome assembly.